Messenger RNA from Trichomonas vaginalis G3, 1482 nucleotides. Its product is annotated as enolase family. Gene Ontology annotation, molecular function: phosphopyruvate hydratase activity; magnesium ion binding. The transcript has a single exon. Gene Ontology annotation, biological process: glycolytic process. Gene Ontology annotation, cellular component: phosphopyruvate hydratase complex. The coding region runs from base 1 to 1482 and encodes 493 amino acids. The record is from RefSeq and is a predicted model, not a curated record. NCBI's taxonomy places the organism in Eukaryota, Parabasalia, Trichomonadida, Trichomonadidae.
AUGGAAGCAACAGCUGAAGUUACAGAGGAACCACAAGGAGAUACUCCAGAAAUCGUAGAAGCAAAGAGAAAAUAUCUUGUUGACUACGAUAUUCAAAAUGUUCUUCAUGAAGCUCUCAAUGAAUUAAUGGAAUCACGUCCUGAAGAUGUUUUUGGAGUUUUAUCACGAAUUUUUGAACGUCGCGCUGCAAAACCAAUUAUUGAUCAUGUUUUAGCUCGAGAAGUCCUUGAUUCAAGAGGUAAUCCCACAGUUGAAGUUGACGUUUAUGCAAAAUACUUAAAUACCGUAGAAUUUGUUGCUAGAUCUUCUUCUCCAUCAGGAGCAUCAACAGGAUCAAAGGAAGCAAAAGAACUCAGAGAUGGAGAUAAUAGAUUCGGUGGUAAGGGCGUUACACAUGCAGUCAAGAACGUCAAUACAAUUAUUAGCAAAGCAAUUGCAGGCAAAUUACUCGAAAAUCUUGCAGAAAUUGAUAACGCAAUUAUUGCAGCCGAUGGAACAGAACUCAAGGAAAAACUUGGCGGAAAUGCAACCACAGCAACUUCUUUUGCCGUUGCUACAGCAGGGGCAGCUAUUAGACAUGAAGAAUUAUUUAUUUACCUUGCCAGACAAUUCCAUGAAGAAAUGCCAAAGAAAUUUAAGCUUCCAGCACUUUUCUUCAAUAUAUUAAACGGUGGAAAGCACGCUGGUGGAAAUUUGAAGAUCCAAGAAUUUAUGAUUUCUCCACGAACAGAUAUCAGCUUUCCUGAGCAGCUAAGAAUGAUUGGAGAAAUAUACCAGAAACUUGGCCAGGUUGUUGUCAAGAAAUAUGGCGUUUCUGCAAAGAAUCUUGGCGAUGAAGGUGGCUAUGCACCAGCUCUUAACACUCCCGAGGAAGCUCUCGAAGUAAUUGAAAGAGCAGCAAAUCUUUGCGGCUACCAACCAGGCAGCGAUGUCUUCUUUGCACUAGAUGCAGCUGCAUCUGAAUUUUAUGAUGCAACAAAGAAGCAAUACGAAAUUCUUCCAAACGUAUGGAAGACUGGUGAUGAAAUGAUUGAGUUUUGGAAAGAUUUGAUCGCUAAACAUCCAGCAAUUAUUUCAAUUGAAGACGGACUUGAAGAAAAAGACUACGAAACAUGGAUUAAACUCAAUGAGCAGCUCGGUAGCAAGAUACAGUUGGUAGGAGAUGAUCUUUACACAACAAAUCCAAAGAUGAUUGAGCAGGGAAUCGAAAAGAAGUGGUGCAACGCAUUGUUGAUGAAAGUAAACCAAAUAGGAACAAUUACAGAGGCAAUGAAAGCUGCAAAACUCGUUCUCUCUGCAGGCCAGAAAGUCAUGGUUUCUCACAGAUCAGGAGAAACAUGUAACUCUUUAAUUUCUGACUUAGCUGUUGCAAUUGGAGCUCAGUCAAUUAAAGCUGGCUCUUGCGCAAGAGGAGAGAGAAUACAGAAAUACACAAGAUUGCUACAGAUCUAUGAAUACUUGAGAGAUAAUAAUAUGCUUUAA